AUCUGGGCGCAGUGGGCCUUCGACAUGUUCAUGCACGUGCCGAACCAGAAGUCGAAGCGGCUGUCGUCUUGGAUUACCAUGUCCGCUGGCGACCGCAUUCAUGCCACGGACGCCAUCUUCCGCCAAUCCAUCAUUCCCGUCAAGGUCGCUCAUCUCCGGCACGCACAACCUGAUUUCUGGGAGAUGUCCUUCAAGCGGCUGUUCCCCCCUAAGGAAGAGCCUCGUGGAGAGCUCGGUCAAUCACUUUCCACUUGCCGCUACUUCGUGCUCUGGGAGCGACUCAUGCGCUCCCUGUCGACUCGUCACGCCAAGAAGGUCCGGAACACGCUCUACCAGGUCUUCAAGCGCUUGCACUGGAUUCCUCAUACAGGCUCGGAUCGCAUCUGGUCUUCGAGG
Molecule: messenger RNA, 396 nt
Organism: Epithele typhae
Lineage: Eukaryota; Fungi; Basidiomycota; Agaricomycetes; Polyporales; Epitheliaceae
Exons: 1
Source: RefSeq, a predicted model, not a curated record